AUUUCUUUCACUGAAUCGUUGAGUUUCAUUUUCUGGGUUCUGAAUUGAAGGCUUGAUCUCUUGUUCGCAGGGGCUCUCAGCCUUUUCUUUUCUGGAGCUUUACCAAUUCGAAAUGGAGGUUCCAGAGAUGAAAGGCAAGACUGAAAGUCAUACGACAUCAGCAGUGGCCUUUGUGGAAGGGGGGAUUCAAGAAGCCUUUGAUGAUGCUUGCAGUAUAUGCCUUGAGGAUUUUUGCGAGAGGGAUCCUGCAACUGUCACCAAUUGCAAGCAUGAGUUCCACCUGCAGUGCAUUCUUGAAUGGUGUCAGAGAAGCUCCCAAUGUCCUAUGUGUUGGCAACCUAUUAGCUUGAAGGAUGCUACCAGUCAAGAAUUGCUUGAUGCAGUAGUGCUGGAGAGGAGCUUGAGGGUUACCCCAUCAAGAAAUGCUGUGAUUUUUCAUUAUCCUGCCCUUGGUGAUUUUGAAUUCCAGCAUUUACCCAUUGGUGUAAAUGAUGCUGAUAUUGAAGAGCGAAUACUUCAACGUUUAGCUGCUGCUACAGCACUGAGGAGAGCACAACACCUAGGUCAAAGGGAAGAUCGAAGAACUAGGCCAUUUGCUCAUGGCCGUCCACGUGUAUUAGUAUUCUCAACUCAGCCUAGUGCACCUCCAUCAGGUCCUGAUUCAGCUGCCGGAGGGGGAAAUGAACCAGCCGCAAUUCCUGUAGGAAGUCCGUCUACCCCACUUACAUAUGAUGGAGAUGAAGCAUCACCAUCCCAGCAGAUCCCACAUUUUCGAGCUCAGGGCUCUUCUCUAACUCCUGGUUCUUCUGUUAUGGCAACAAAUCUUCAAGGAAUUUACUCUAAUGAUAGAAGGUCUACUGCUCAUUCUACUACUGCAAACCAAGAUAGAGCAGGGCCAUCAGAAUUCCAGUCAUUUUCUGAUUCACUGCGGUCCAGAUUUAAUGCGGUGUCCCUGAGGUACAAAGAAUCAAUUUCAAAGGGCACAAGGGGAUGGAAGGAGAGGCUGCUCUCUGGUAAUUCUUCUGUGUCAGAAAUUGGUUCAGAAGUUAGGAGAGAAUUGAAUGCGAAAAUUGCUAGUGUUUCCCGAUUGAUGGAGCGCCUUGAAACCCGAGAAAAUAAUCAGGCUGCUGGUACUUCUUUGUCCAUUGCAGAGACAAGCAACCAGAACAAUGAGGCACCUCGUGGAGAGAACUCUUUGCAUGACAACAAUACUCCAGCUACUUGUUCUGCUAGCUCAGAUUCAAAUUGAGCUCUAUUGUGCUUCUGUGAAUACAUCUUUCCGUAGCAUAUCAUUUGAAGGCUAACUGUUUGCCCAGACAUGACAUACUGAGGAACAGAUGCUAUGGGAUAGUCAUGGCAGUUGGUUUUCAAUAAAAAUUAGGAUAUGAAAUACACCUUUACCUAAUGCUAAAACUCUUGUUUUUAUGUACAUAGUAUGCUGGUAACUCUGAGGAGUAUGUGUUUAAGGUGUAAUCUAACAGAGAAAGUGUUUUGAAAUUCAAUGGAGUUUGUGUCCAUAAUCUU
This is a messenger RNA of Gastrolobium bilobum, 1524 nucleotides long. Its product is annotated as E3 ubiquitin-protein ligase RHF2A-like. Gene Ontology annotation, molecular function: ubiquitin-protein transferase activity. Lineage: Eukaryota; Viridiplantae; Streptophyta; Magnoliopsida; Fabales; Fabaceae. The transcript has 9 exons. Bases 113 to 1249 code for a protein of 378 amino acids. The record is from RefSeq and is a predicted model, not a curated record.